UGUCGUGUCUAGAUGUUUCAAUUCAAUCACAAUAGAACCGGUUCAAUUCACAUUUUCCCAAAAAACCCGGUUCAGUCCCCUCCAUUUGACUUCAGUAAAUAUGAAUUAGAGUUUACGAUUCGACUCUUACCGGGACAAUCGGAACGACGGAGCUCCGGUGGCAGAGAAUGGCUCUGCAUUUGGCUGCUCUGUUUCUCGCCAUCAUAGUUUCGCCACUCUUUGUUUUCUCAACCGAAAACAAGCAGAUCGGUUCUGACCAGCACUUACUCAAUGAUCCAGACGCAGCUAAGCUCAGAAUAUCACAACUGGAAUAUGUUCUUGAGGAGACUACGCAGAAGUUGAAUGCUAAGACUUUAUACUUGGAAGAUCGUGAGAAGUUGAUCCAAGAUGCUGAAAGUCAGAUCCUUGAUUUGCACUCUGCUUCAUACAGCUUCGAGAGCGGCUUACCUUUGGUCCAACAAAGGAUAACCGAGUUGGAAGAAGAGGUUAAACUCUUAUGGGCUGCCUUGAGAACAGCCAACUUCGAGCUUCACGUUUUAGAGGAUAAGGCAAGAGAUGCUGAGGGUCAAGUUAAGGCUACAGCCUUCCAAGUUAAACAGAUGACUGAAGUUGUUACGGAGCAGUGGAUUCAAGUUCAGCAUCUUGAGCAGAUGAGAGAGUUCAGUAAACGAAGGAAUCACAUACCUAGCAAAUGCACUCUCUUGAAGCUCUUGAGAGACAUCCGCUGGGAGGUAAAGAAUGCUUCUCUCUUUGUGCAAUCGUGUCUCACACAAGCCCUGUCCCAGUUAAGAAGCCUCUGGGCAGCUGUUACCAAAUACCACCACCAGUUGCAAGGCUUCAUCAAGCAUGAGAUGGAAAGAAACGAGAUCACAGCAGCUCUUGCAAACAGUGAAGUGGUGUUUUUUAUGGCAUCUGCAUUAAUUACCUUCCCGGUGUUUGGAGCAUGGAUCUUACUCUCUACCUAGUUUUGUAGUAUAAGACAUGAUCAACUGAUGAGUCAGUCUCAUUCAAGAUGGUUUUGCUUCUGUUUAUGGCUCAAAACAUUGUCUAGUUUUAAGCAUUGAGAUCCCUAUGGUCGAUUGCGUCUGUGAGCAAAUCGAUAAUCGGGUAAAUCUCUGGUUUAAACCAGUUAAUUUUGGGUAUGUAGCACAGUUUUCUCAAAGUUCAAUUUUUGGAGUAAGAAAAGAGACGCAACCAAAGAGAUG
This is a messenger RNA of Eruca vesicaria subsp. sativa (arugula), 1205 nucleotides long. The record is from the annotation of a GenBank genome assembly. Lineage: Eukaryota; Viridiplantae; Streptophyta; Magnoliopsida; Brassicales; Brassicaceae.